This is a messenger RNA of Solanum pennellii, 983 nucleotides long. RefSeq names its product CBS domain-containing protein CBSX1, chloroplastic-like. The transcript is spliced from 8 exons. Lineage: Eukaryota; Viridiplantae; Streptophyta; Magnoliopsida; Solanales; Solanaceae. Bases 167 to 895 code for a protein of 242 amino acids. The record is from RefSeq and is a predicted model, not a curated record.
UCACACGCAACGCUUUUUAUUCCGCUGUCGAACAGUGACUCUUCUUUCUUCACGAUUCUUUUCCUUCUUCACAUUAAUUAACACGAUUUCCGCGCAAUAUUUUCUCUUUGAAUGAAUCAGAUCAACUACUGUGCAACAAUACCAACAUUUUCAUCCUUCAACAACAAUGGAGUCCGUUCUCAAUUUCAACUCAAUUUCUCCGAUUUGCGUACUUAACUAUCGCCUUUUUCCGACCACGCUCUCUUGCUCGCCUCGUCCACUUUCAGGAGAUCCAGUCGUUGCUACAUCUCGCCGAUGUUUAUCUCAACGGAAACUUUCUCGAUCUCUCCCUCCGGCGUCUCUUCCUUCAACCUCCGCUAAUGCCGCUGCUUCUACUUCAAAUUCUCUGUCUCCAAGCGAUGGACAUUACUCGGUUGGUGACUUUAUGACUAGGAAAGAAGAUUUACAUGUAGUAAAAACUACAACUAAAGUUGGUGAAGCCCUUGAGAUGCUUGUGGAAAAAAGAGUUACUGGGCUUCCUGUAGUUGAUGAUGACUGGAAAUUGGUUGGCGUUGUUUCUGAUUAUGACCUACUGGCACUCGACUCUAUAUCAGGAGCUGGCCAAGCUGACAUAAAUCUGUUUCCUGAUGUUGAUAGUACUUGGAAGACAUUCAAUGAGGUUCAAAAGCUACUGAGCAAAACUAAUGGAAAAGUUGUUGGUGAUGUCAUGACGCCGAGUCCAUUGUCCGUCUGUGAAAACACCAACCUUGAAGAUGCUGCGAGGUUGUUGCUCCAAACGAAAUACCGUCGGCUACCAGUUGUAGAUGUUGAUGGUAAACUGGUUGGGAUUAUCACAAGGGGCAAUGUUGUUAGAGCUGCUCUUCAAAUAAAACGCACCACUGACAAUACCAACUGACACUUGGGUUCCAGUGCAAAUUGUUUGUUCAUGUCAAGCCAUGAUGCUGCUGUAUUAUACGUAAUAUAUAUGUACUCUUCCAUUCUUU